AAUUUCAGAUUUGAUCCAAUCUGUAGCCUAAGGGGAAACUGCGACAAAUCAAAGGUGGAUCCAUGGGUGAUGUACAACUAAAGAAAAGAGGAUACAUCUGGGCAAUCUCUGCUGGGUUCAAUGCAGCUCUUGCUGCCAUCUCUGCAAAGUUCUUCUCAUCUCUCGUGCUAAAAUAUGGAUUGGUUGUAUUAUGCAAUGUGGUAAUGUGGGGAUGUUAUGUAAACAGCUUAAGAGCUCUCUCUUCUCUACAAGCUACCGUCACUAACUUUGCUGCUAAUUUCCUCUCUUCCGGUUUUGCUGGCCUCUUUCUGUUUCACGAGUCCUUAUCAUUCCGUUGGUUUGCGGGAGCUUUAUCGAUCACCAUUGGAGUUGUAAUCCUCAGUAAGUCAAGUGUUGAUAAGAAGGUCAGUACGGAUUAGUACAAGAACCAAUAUAAUAGCUUUCCUUCUUGAGAAGGCUGGUUUUGCGUACAAGGAGUUAAGAGCUGGAGAUUAAGUUGUUUGAAGUUUUAGAUUUUAUUCUGUUAAGAGGACCAAACUUGUAAUACCUACGAUUGAUUUUCAUGAUUUUAUUGAAGUAGUUAAGACUGUUAAUACUAAAAUAAUGUUUGUUCCUUUUU
Molecule: messenger RNA, 619 nt
Organism: Brassica oleracea var. oleracea
Lineage: Eukaryota; Viridiplantae; Streptophyta; Magnoliopsida; Brassicales; Brassicaceae
Exons: 4
Coding region: 63-419 (118 amino acids)
Source: RefSeq, a predicted model, not a curated record